CUGGCUAAACCGAGGCUGCUCUCAUUCUCGGGUUCCUCUUGGUGGAGCUUAUUAUGCAGUCCACGUGAGAACGGUUACGAAGCUCUGAUGAGAUCUGCUUACUUGAUGUGUUAAUUUCAGCUGCAUUCUACUCUUCCUAGUACGAUGGCUGACAAGAAUAAACAAACGAGUCUGAAACAAAGUUUAAGUCGCAGUGAUGCAGGCCAUGGUCAGACCAUUAAAAAGGCAAAUAAAACUCGUGCCAUAACAAAAGGGAUGGCCACGUUGGACGAAAACAGGUCUGACGACGAAGAGGAUGCUUUGGAAAUGGAGAGAAACUUCGCGUUAUUCAGUAAAAGAAGUGUAAUGCCAGCGCCAGAAGACGGGAAGGGUGAAGAGGAAAUGAGUCCUGGGGCUUUGGACGAUGAACAUGUUGAGGAUGACGAUGAUAUUGUGAAAGAACGGUACACAAAGAGUAGUGGUGAUAUGAGUGGGCCAGAUGAUGAUUCUGAUAACUAUGCAAGAGACUCAAGACCAUUGGAGGAUAACGGCACAACUGCGAAGUUACACACAAGUGAUGAGUUACAAAGAGGACUGUCAGCACUGUCUUUUGAGGAGAUUAUAAGGCUGCAAAACAAAGUGGGGACUAAGGCAUAUAAUAAGAUUGCUUACGGGACAAUGAAGAACAAACAGACCGCAGAACCUAUAAAACGACUGAACAAACACAGACCCGAUGAAAUUUCUGCUAAAAAAUCAGUUCCUUUUCUCAGAAAAGUUGUGCCUGUUAAGAAAACUAUCUUAAGGGAUCCUCGUUUUGAUGACCUAUCUGGUGACUUCAGACCAGAAGUGUUCAAGCAGACCUACAAAUUCAUUGAUGAAAUCAGACAACGAGAAGCACAGACGGUGAAGAAAAAGCUGAAGAAAGUAAAAUCAGAUACUAAAAGAGAAAAAUUGAAAUUGUUGCUUAAGAGAAUGGAGAACCAAGAGCGUGCCCAGAAAAAACAGGAGCAACAGAGGGAGAAGGAACUUCAGUUUAAGAGGAAACAGAGAGAACUAGUAGGACAGGGGCACAGACCUUUUUACUUGAAGAAAUCUGAAAAGAAGAAGUUGGAAUUGGCUGAGAAGUACAAUGAACUGAAAAAGAGUGGGAAGCUGGAGAACUUCUUGAGCAAGAAACGGAAACGCAAUGCCAUUAAGGAUCGCAAGAAGCUGCCGUAUCAGCAUAAGAAAAACUGAAAAUGGACCACUUAAGACAUCUGAAUGCAACCCUUAUGCCUGUUAUCGGACAGCCUUUGUGUGACAUGAUACAGAUUCCUGAAUGUAGAGACUGGACUGAGAAAUAAUGUUCCCUGCACAACAGUGUGUUAUGAGACAAGGACCUUGUGUGAUGACAUUGUGUUUUCUAGUGAGAACUGUGCAAAAUACAGUAUUUUGAUAGUCUCUGCUUAUGAUAAAUUGUGAAAAAGAACAGAGUAUUUGGAUUCUUUUGGAUCAUUUUAAUGCAUCAUCACUGUUUUAAACCUUGCACUAGAUGGAGCUGUUUAUUGCUGAAUAUAUUAUUACUGAGUAUAUAAUAUUUUGCUAAACUAAGCAUUACAUAUUGUCAGCAGCCACGCAGAUUUCUGAUUUUUCCCACAGCACUUGUAGCCCUAUAAUACUGUUUAUAGUAUUAGAUCUUGGAUGAAAGCUAGAUGAGAUGACAGUGUACUUGUGUUUGCUACCCGUGGGAUUUUCUGUUGGUGUUUUACAGGAACAAGAUUGGUACAAACAUAAUGCACAGAUGUUUUGUAUUGGUAUUCCAUAUCAGCAGAUACUUGGGGUCCAAUGCUCAGAGUCAGUACAAAUAUUAAAAAAAUAGGGCCACAAAAAGCUGUUUCAAAGAUUUGCUGUAGUAUAUUGUUAAUGCAAAUCUAAAGUGUGCAAUUGUCUACAUUAUGAACAAUGUAUUUUUGAAUGAAAAGUUAUUAUUACAA
Molecule: messenger RNA, 1952 nt
Organism: Colossoma macropomum (tambaqui)
Lineage: Eukaryota; Metazoa; Chordata; Actinopteri; Characiformes; Serrasalmidae
Gene: rrp36
Product: ribosomal RNA processing 36
Exons: 8
Coding region: 145-1215 (356 amino acids)
Biological process (GO): maturation of SSU-rRNA from tricistronic rRNA transcript (SSU-rRNA, 5.8S rRNA, LSU-rRNA)
Cellular component (GO): nucleolus; 90S preribosome
Source: RefSeq, a predicted model, not a curated record